CCAUCUGCAGCGGACAGCCGCGCAGGGCCCCUCAAUGGCUGCUCUGGCCUUCCGGCAGCCGCCUCCAUGGCCUCGGCCUUGGCCGCUCUGGCCCCUCUAGAACGCGCUCUAUGACCCCGUUCGGGAGCCGAUGACAGCGGGUUCCAAGGCUCAGUUACGGAAGCGGCCGCCCGGCGAGGAGGCAGCUGCGCGCGCAGCCCGGGCUCCAGACGCCGAGGAGAGCGCGGCCGUCGCCAUCGCUAGGGGGUCCCGGCCCCGGCCGUGUCCGGGCACCAUAGCGCCGCUGCGGUGAGGCUCCGCCCCGCUGCCGCGUCGGGCCCCGGGCCCGGUGCAUGGAGAGACGGGGGAGGAUGGACUGCCCCGCGCUGCCCCCGGGCUGGAAGAAGGAGGAGGUGAUCCGCAAGUCGGGCCUCAGCGCCGGCAAGAGCGAUGUCUACUACUUCAGUCCAAGUGGUAAGAAGUUCAGAAGCAAGCCUCAGUUGGCAAGAUACCUGGGAAACACUGUUGAUCUCAGCAGUUUUGACUUCAGAACGGGAAAGAUGAUGCCCAGUAAAUUACAGAAGAACAAACAAAGACUAAGGAAUGAUUCUCUCAAUCAAAAUAAGGGUAAACCAGACUUAAAUACGACACUGCCAAUCAGACAAACAGCAUCCAUUUUCAAACAGCCAGUAACCAAAGUUACCAACCAUCCUAGCAAUAAAGUGAGAUCAGAUCCACAACGAGUAACUGAACAGCCACGCCAGCUUUUCUGGGAGAAGAGGCUACAAGGCCUAAGUGCAUCUGAUGUAAGUGAACAAAUUAUAAAAUCCAUGGAGCUACCUAAAGGACUUCAAGGAGUUGGACCAGGCAACAAUGAUGAGACCCUCCUAUCUGCUGUCGCCAGUGCUUUGCACACCAGUUCUGCACCUAUCACAGGGCAACUCUCUGCUGCAGUGGAAAAGAACCCAGCAGUGUGGCUCAAUACAUCUCAGCCCCUUUGCAAAGCAUUCAUUGUUACAGAUGAGGACAUUAGAAAACAGGAAGAGCGGGUGCAACAGGUGCGUAAAAAACUGGAGGAGGCACUUAUGGCAGACAUCUUGUCGCGGGCUGCUGAUACAACAAAAGAUACGGAUGUGGAAAUGGACAAUGGAGAUGAUGCAUAAGAAAAGGAUCAGGUACUUUCACUGACUUGUCCCAGGAGGAAUUUCCUAAAAAAAACAGAGGCACUUUCUCCUUCGGUCUUUCAUUGUAAGAAGAAAUGGACCCAUGCACAUUUAUAUAGCUUUCUAAUAGCAUUAAAACCAAUGCCUUUUUAGACUCCUAUUUUUGAUGUAUAUAUCUUAUUUGAAAAGCAAACUUUAUUUUGUGUCCUACGACUUAAAAUAGUCUUUUUUAAAAUAUCAAACUGUACCCUUAAACUAAAGCUGAGCUUUUGACGCUAGGUUGCAAACCUACUGGAAUUAUAUUGCCUGUACUUAAUAUUUGUUUUUCCUGUGGUUUAUAAUAAUGAUGGAUCAGGAGAACAAGGAUGGAUCAGGAGAAUUAAAGAUUAUUGUGACUCAAUGUAUAUAAACAGAUUUUUAUACUGCUGUUGAGUGAAAACACCUGUACAUUCUUCCAUCAUCACUGUAAAGAUAAAUAAAUGAUUAUAUUCAGA
Molecule: messenger RNA, 1636 nt
Organism: Chelonia mydas (Green sea turtle)
Lineage: Eukaryota; Metazoa; Chordata; Testudines; Cheloniidae
Gene: MBD2
Product: methyl-CpG binding domain protein 2
Exons: 7
Coding region: 333-1142 (269 amino acids)
Molecular function (GO): DNA binding
Source: RefSeq, a predicted model, not a curated record